GUGGCUAAUGCAGUUCAGCAGCAGUCCAAGCGGUAGAAGCUGCUCAGCCCCCGAAUCGGACGAUAUGCGGACAAAAUCACAAACGAAAGAAGAAAUAAACUGAAUAUUAUAAGCUUGUAGUCAGCAAAGAAGACAGUGUAAUUGCAUUUGUCUCAAGGCUCAUGUGACAACAUGGGUAAAAAUAAGACCAAAAACCAGAAGACCUCACGCCAGAAGGCUAAUCAGUUGGCGGAGGAGACCUUUGGCUCAGUCCCACACAGCUUCGUCUUCCACAGGGGGAGAAUUGGCAAGAAUGUCGGUCAGCUUGUGUCGGACAUGCGGCAGGUCAUGCAGCCAUACACAGCAGAGUCAUUAAAGGUGCGGAAAAAGAAUGUCCUUAAAGAUUUUGCAACGGUGGCAGGACCACUGGGAGUGACACACUUUGCCAUCUUUACCAAAACAACAAGCAGUGUCAACUUGAGACUGGCUCGUAUCCCUAAAGGCCCCACGCUCCAUUUUAAUGUCAGCAAGUAUGCCCUCGUCAAGGAUGUGGUGUCAUCCCUGAAGAAGCACAGAAUGCAUGAGCAGCAGUUCACCCACCACCCACUGCUGGUGCUGAACAACUUUGGAGUAGAGGGGAUGCACAUCAAACUAAUGGCCACCAUGUUCCAGAACAUGUUCCCAUCCAUCAAUGUGCAUAAGGUAAAUCUUAAUAACAUCAAGAGAUGUGUCCUACUUAACUAUGAUCCAGCAUCACAGGAGAUAGAGUUUCGGCACUACAGCAUAAAGGUGGUGCCAGUGGGCAUGAGCAAAGGGGUGAAGAAGCUCAUGCAGGAGCGCUUCCCCAACAUGAGCAAGCUUGAGGACAUCAGCGAGCUGCUCCUCAAGGGAGCGAACCUGUCGGAGAGCGAGGCCGAACUGGACGGCGAUCACAACAUCACAGAGCUGCCCCAGGCCUACUCCGGCCGUGGGAACAUGACCUCCCAGCAGAGUGCAGUGCGCCUAACAGAGAUUGGGCCAAGAAUGACACUGCAGCUGGUGAAGAUCGUGGAGGGCUUAGGGGAGGGGAAUGUGAUGUAUCACUCCAUCGUAUCCAAGUCUGAGGAGGAGCUGAUGGAGAUUCUGAGGAGGAGGGAGGUGCGUCUGAAGGAGAAAGCGGAGCGCAGGCAGAAGCAGGAGGAGAACGUGGCCCUCAAGAGAGAGCAGAGAGAGGCAAACAAACAGAAGAGCCUGGAAGGCAUAAAGAGGAAGAAGCUGCAGGCUGGUGGGUCAGACGACAGUGAGGUGGAGGAUCCAGGGCCGCAGGACGGCAAGCCUGCCAAGGCAGAAUCAUCUGAGGACGAGGCCGAUUACUACAGACAGGCUGUAGGGGAAGACCCUGAUGAAGACAUGUUCCCAGCUGCAAAGAGGAAACGUGACCCCAGCAGGUCUCCUGGACCUUUCAAGAAGAGGAAAAUGUCAACAGGAAGGGGUGGCCAUUCCAGUGGCAAUGAUCGGAGGACGCCAGGCUCAAAGCCCUUCGCCAAGCCAGGAUUUGGAGGGAAUAAGAUGGGGCAAGGAGGCAAGAGGUUCGGGGGCAAAAAGAUGGGAGAGGAAGGUGGGAAGUUUGGGGGCAAGAGAAUGGGUGGAGGCGGCAAAAAGUUUGGAGGCAGAAAUGCAGGAGAAGGACGCAGAGACUUCAAGGGAAGGAACGCAAGGGGUGGUGGCAGCGGCGGCGGUGGCGGCUCUAAAUUUAAAGGGUCCAAAUCUCAGAGCUUCAACAAAGGCCCAAAAAGAGGAGGGGGGAGGCAAGGCUUCAAACAAAAGAAAGGGAGGACAAUGGGAAGUAAUACCACUUUAACACUUUCAAGUGAAAACUGCACUAGUUUCCAAGUUCAGCUCUUGCCCCCAUUAUAUGGAAUAGAAUUCUUCGUGGCGCUGGUGGGGAAUGUGUUCGCGUUAUGUCUGCUCCUCAUUAAAGAGAGGAAAAACUGGCAUACCGGAGUGGUGUUCUCCUUUAACCUGGCUAUCAGCGAUGUUCUCUACGUCCUCACACUGCCUCUUCUAAUCGUUUACUACGCCCGCGGGAGGGUUUGGACCUUCGGUGCCGCCGUCUGCAAAUUGGAACGCUUCCUUUUCACGUGCAACCUGUACGGGAGUAUCUUCUUCAUUAUGUGUAUCAGCGUGAACCGAUGGGUGGCUAUCGGUUACCCUUUCUUCACACGCAGCUAUGUGCGACCAAAACAUGCCAAAAUUGCAAGUGUUCUGGUCUGGGUGGCAGUGAUCACAAUCUCUUCUCCGAUCGCAAAGUUCGCGGACACCUGUCCUCAUAAGGACCACUCCGGAAAAUAUCACUGCCAGUCCUACUGUAAAGAGGGGUCUACAGAUGAGAUUUCCCACUAUAUAUACAAACUGGUUUUAGCCGUGGUGGGAUGUAUGGUCCCUUUACUAGUGACUUUUUCAUCAUAUGUCAGUUUGAUUUGGGUCAUUUACAAAAAUGCAAAUAUAACAAUAUUGGAGAAGAGAAAAGUAGCACUGAUGGUGGUCUCCGUCCUUGUGCUGUACCUGAUUUCUUUUGUUCCCUACCAUAUUCUACAAAUGUUUUUCCUGGAUCUUAGGAGAAAAGGAGGAAACAAUUGUGUGAUUUACUACUUAUACCAAGUGAGCAAAGGUUUAGUGACACUGAACAUGUGCAUACAUCCUCUACUUUACAUGGCAGUGUUUGACAGCAUCAGGGUGGCCUGUUGUGGGGAGAGUACUGAAUCAAAUGAGUCUUAGAAAACUGGAGGCUAUAUGACUUUACUCACUUUUUUUCUUGUAUCGGAUCAUCCAGUGUGAGAUCUAAUGGUUACACUCUUAAAAUGUUUUUAUGUUCAGAUAGGGACAACAGUUUCUGUUGUUUCUAUUAUUUGUGUAGGCUAUAGCUGUGUUUAUGUAUGGGCAUCUAGGCUAAUUGGUUAACACAUGUUAUUCUCAUUGUCAAUUUCAUUGUCAUGUCAGACAGAUAUCACACACAACUCUUUUUUGUUACCUAUGUAUGAUUGGCCUUUUGACUGCAAAAUAAUGCAUUGAGAUAACUUAAGUUUAGACCUUUUGCAAGUGACUGCUAAAUGAAUAAUUGUAAGUUGAUUAAAUAAUAACAACAAAAGGAAAGUUAUCAUUGUAUUGACAAGUAAGUUUUUCAUUGUCCUAGAUGGUUAAUGAGUGACAUCAUUUUAUUGCAGCUGUUUUACUCAUAUGUAUCAUGGAUGUGCAUUGUGUGUAGAAACCAACAUUGUACUAGUCUGUUCAUACAAAUACAUUUUUUUCUCGA
Molecule: messenger RNA, 3271 nt
Organism: Sardina pilchardus (European sardine)
Lineage: Eukaryota; Metazoa; Chordata; Actinopteri; Clupeiformes; Clupeidae
Product: suppressor of SWI4 1 homolog
Exons: 13
Coding region: 172-2736 (854 amino acids)
Biological process (GO): ribosomal large subunit assembly; G protein-coupled receptor signaling pathway; rRNA processing
Cellular component (GO): plasma membrane; preribosome, large subunit precursor
Molecular function (GO): rRNA binding; neurotransmitter receptor activity; G protein-coupled ATP receptor activity
Source: RefSeq, a predicted model, not a curated record